Nasonia vitripennis (jewel wasp) is the source of this 538-nucleotide messenger RNA. RefSeq lists its product as uncharacterized. The coding region runs from base 86 to 394 and encodes 102 amino acids. NCBI's taxonomy places the organism in Eukaryota, Metazoa, Arthropoda, Insecta, Hymenoptera, Pteromalidae. The record is from RefSeq and is a predicted model, not a curated record. The transcript is spliced from 2 exons.
ACAAGCUCCACCGAAGUAUACCACAAGAAGCAGCUCAAGAGUAACAAAGCUCACAAAUGAUACGCAAUCAAACUGCAAGUCUGAAAUGGAAGAGACAGCAGAGAACAAAUUUUCAGCAUCUUUGGAAUACAGCAAAAUCUACAGCAGUUAUGUUAGUUCUUGGCAAAAGAAUGCUAAAGCUUCUAAAGAUGCUAAGAAAGAAGUGGCAUUGGCUGCGGUGGCAGAAAACUCAAACUCCAUCAACAAACUUGUCAAGACGGUAAUUGAACUGAAAGAGGUGCAAGCGAAAAAGUGUGAGAUUCUUCGAAGGCAUUGUCACAAAACGGAGCAAUAUUAUGAAGAAAGAAUGAAGCUUUGGUGGUCCAAUGGAUUCAUUUCAGAUGAUUUUAUUUAAAAAGUAUUCUAAUAUUUUCAAUUAUAUGCGUUUGCAAGUUUUAUUUCUCUAGUUUCACCACUUUUAAGUGUUCAAUUAUUAAUAAUUUAUUUAUAAUUGUGUAGAUCUCAUGAUCAGUUUGUGCCAUAAGAUGUUUAAUAAAUC